Messenger RNA from Falco peregrinus (peregrine falcon), 2705 nucleotides. RefSeq names its product solute carrier family 38 member 11 (gene SLC38A11). Gene Ontology annotation, biological process: amino acid transmembrane transport. The coding region runs from base 223 to 1560 and encodes 445 amino acids. NCBI's taxonomy places the organism in Eukaryota, Metazoa, Chordata, Aves, Falconiformes, Falconidae. The transcript is spliced from 12 exons. Gene Ontology annotation, molecular function: amino acid transmembrane transporter activity. The record is from RefSeq and is a predicted model, not a curated record.
CGGGCUGCAGGCUCAGGCCGGGGCAAAACCCGCGGGAGCGCGGCGGGACCUUUCCGAGCGCGCCCGCGAGGAGCCCGCGCCGCGGCCCCGCUGCCACCGCUCCUCGCCCGCCCGCCGCGCCUCUCCGCUCACUCCCGGGCAUCUCCCGGGGCUCAGGCAGCGGAGGCGGCCCGCGGCAGCGCAGCGGAGCGGAGGGCAGCGCCCCCUCCGCGGCAGCUGACGAUGGAGCGCGGCGGGACGGCCGCUGCUCACCAGGUAGAUACAGAUGACCAAACAGCCCUCCUUAGGAAACCCAGGAAUAAAGGAGGAAACAGUGAUCUGGCAUCAGCUGGAUUCAACAUUAUCAACUCUAUCAUAGGAUCAGGGAUUAUAGGACUGCCAUAUUCAAUGAAGGAAGCUGGUUUUCCACUAGGAGUACUGCUUUUAUUUGGGGUUGCCUAUAUCACAGAUUAUUCCAUUAUAUUACUGAUCAAAGGAGGAAACCUCUCCAGUACCAACACCUAUCAAGAGCUGGUCAGAAAAACAUAUGGUCUUGUAGGUUAUCUAGUUCUUUCAACUCUUCAAUUUUUAUAUCCAUUUAUUGCUAUGAUCAGUUACAACAUAAUAACAGGAGACACUUUAACUAAAGUUUUUCAGAGAAUUCCUGGAGUUGGACCAGAUAAUGUGCUUACUGACCGUCACUUCAUAAUUCUUCUUACCACCAUCAUCUUUACCUUGCCUAUAUCUUUAUAUCGAGACAUAGCAAAACUGGGAAAGAUAUCUCUUAUUUCUUUGAUUUUAACCAUUGUCAUCCUGUGUAUUGUGAUGGUGAGAACAGUAACAUUCAGUCCACAAGUACCCAAAUCAGAAAAUGCAUGGAUAUUUGCAAAAUCAAAUGCAGUACAAGCUGUUGGGGUGAUGUCAUUCGCAUUCAUCUGCAACCAUAACAGCUUUUUAAUAUAUGGGUCUCUGGAAGAACCCACAUUAAAGAACUGGUCUCAAGUCACACAUGUGUCUGUCUCACUUGCUGUUAUUAUCAGCGUUGUGUUUGCUGCAUGUGGAUAUAUGACUUUUACAGGAUACACAGAAGGAGAUAUAUUUGAAAACUACUGUAGAGAUGACAACCUUGCUACAUUUGGAAGGUUUUGUUAUGGAGUUACUGUAAUUCUCACCUUCCCCCUUGAAUGUUUUGUGACUAGAGAGGUGAUUGCCAAUGUGUUUUUCCAUGGGAACCUCUCAACAGUUUUCCAUGUUGUUGUGACAGUAGUUAUCAUUGCUGUGGCGACUGGUGUAUCAUUAGUAUAUGAAUGCCUUGGAAUAGUUUUAGAGCUGAAUGGAGUUCUGAGUGCUACCCCACUUGUUUUUAUCAUCCCAACAGCGUGUUAUCUAAGGCUGUCCAAAGAGCGAUGGAACCAUUCAGAUAACCUCAUAUCCUGCCUGAUUCUUGCUGUCGGUGUGCUAGUGAUGACAGUUGGGUUUGUUUUGACUAUCUUGCAUCCCCAGGAAUGUAGCCAUGGAAAAGAAAUGUUCUACUGCUUUCCUAGUAACAAUUCUUUUCAAAACAGUACGCUUCCACCAUAGGUAGCACACCAAUCUCCAGACUAGAUCAGGUACAUCUCACAGCAAGCCAUACAUGCCAGUUUAAAGGAGAGUGGGAAAAGAGCUUUUGUGUUUUGACAUGCACUAAGAAUUUAAAAAUGUGUAACUGUAUUUACAUACUUGGUUUUAUGCUGCCAUCCUUUUCUAGAUAAGACUUAAGUUUUAGCUGUUUCAACAAAAAACGGUGCUGUUCAGUAGGCGUUACUUGAAUCACUUGCAAACCGAUCAAAAAAGGCUGCAUAUUUUUUAACUUAGUCUGCAAUGCUGUUUAAAGGUUAUAAAAGAAAUGUUUGGGAAUGUAAACAUCUCCCAUGUUUUAUUGUUGUAAUUUAAGAAAUUAUAAAAAUAAUAACACCUUAAUGUGUAUUUAUUAACAUAGUAUGAGGAAGUUUUUUAAGUCCUGAAAAAAAGUAUGUAUGGAUCUCUGUGUAUUAAAUUUCUGCUGUUAAAUUGAAAGACCCCCUAUUAAUUCUCUCUUUGAUUUUGCAAUAACUGCCCCUUAGUGCUGAAAGCACCCCUUGUACUUGCUUUGGAGUAAAGGGUAAUUUUGUAUUGUGACUGAACUGUAGCUGAUACAAUUCAACUGUAACUGUUACAAUUAGUGAUCCUCUAUUUAAAAGUUACUGCAUCAAUCAAUCAAUGCAGGUGAAUUUAAAAAGAUUCAAGUAAACAGUCUUUGUAAAAAUUUCAAGAUUGACAGAGAAGAAAAUUACGUGUGUAACAAACACAGCUUUUGAUUCUUAAAUGUAUAACCCUAUCUAUUAUUUCUGAAACUGAAUUGAAACAUUGUUAUAUGUCAGGCAUGUGCAGGUUGAACAAAUUGUGUAAGAAAACAUUCUAAACUUAGUUAUCUUUCUAGUCCUCUGCUUCUUUUCGAUAUAUGGCUAUUGAUUUUGUCAUGGUUUGUUAAAUUUUGGUAAUUUCUGUUCUUAAAAAUUAAUUUAACAUUAAGGAUUCAUGUAUAUGUAUGUAUGUGUCUAUAUAAGUACAUACAUCCAUAUGUAUAUAUAAAAAUACACACACACAUGUAUACCUAUAGAAUAUGAGUAAUAAUUUGAAGUUGAGAGUGAGUUAUAUAAGUAUCUUCUGUAUUAGUUCUGGAAUUUUGAAAAAAAUUUAUUAUCGGA